This is a messenger RNA of Pteropus alecto (black flying fox), 4675 nucleotides long. RefSeq names its product inositol-3-phosphate synthase 1 (gene ISYNA1). Lineage: Eukaryota; Metazoa; Chordata; Mammalia; Chiroptera; Pteropodidae. Gene Ontology annotation, biological process: phospholipid biosynthetic process; inositol biosynthetic process. Bases 2898 to 4568 code for a protein of 556 amino acids. Gene Ontology annotation, molecular function: inositol-3-phosphate synthase activity. The record is from RefSeq and is a predicted model, not a curated record. The transcript has 12 exons. Gene Ontology annotation, cellular component: cytoplasm.
AAGCCUUGAAUGAGGCUGGCAUGUGGAAGCUGACCUGACUGAGGUGCCCAGGAAUGAGGCUGGCAUGUGGAAGCUGACCUAACUGAGGUGGUGGGCCCUGCAGGUGCCAGGGCAGAAGGCCAAGACUGCCUGGUCACAGGACAGCACGCUGGGGCAUCCCCUGUGCCUCUGAUGGGGAAGGGGACGCUGAGACCCAGUGGAGCUCCACAGGCCCAGGAUGCCAGUGGAGAUGGCCGUCCUUGUCUUGUGUUCCAGGUGAGGAGCUGCAGGCAGAGGGCCUGGCCUCCAAGGACAGGAUGGGGGUGGGCAUUUAUUUGGGGAAGGAAAAACAGAUAAAGAAUAAGACUAGGAUUAACAGAGUCCAGGGGUCAGGGCUGUGGGCCUCAGCCUUCCUGGCGGCCCCUAGGCCAGUGGCCUUGGCCCGAGUUCUAAGGCAGCCCAGGAAUCCAAGGGGAGCGGGAUGUGAGGUCACACAGGCCUGGCAGGGCAGAAUGUACCCCCCAAUCCCUGCUGGCCUGGCUACAACAUUUUUCCAGGGGAUAACAUCACUCUCCCUACACCCGAGAGCCCAGGCUGACACCUGCCUCCUGUCAUGCCUCAGCCUCACCUGCCCCCGCUCCACCAGCCUUGCUUGCAGCCCCCUAUGCUGUUUGGCGCCACCCUGGCCACCACCUCUUCAGUGCAGGCAAGCAGCCGCAAGCAGUUCUCUGACCAUCCUUCCUGAGCAGAGGAAGCCAUGAGUCCAGCCCCCUGGGGGCCUUAAAGGAUUUUCUUUCUCACGACCUAUGCUGUGGCCAAGGGGCUUGGGGCUACCACUUGCUGGAUAAUGUCCUUGAUUUUCCUCCCACCAAUACCCAGAUCCCGCAGCCCCUCUUGUGUAGCCAGCUUCCUUGGGCACUGGCACUCAGCAGUAAUCAAGACCGUUCUGCCCUUGCUCUUAGGAGCCUGCAGUCUGGUGGGGACAGUGGUCUCCAGUUACCAGCUGCCCCAAACAGCACACUCACCCCAUAUUGCACAUUCUCUGCAGUCGCUUUACAUCGCCAACUGACUGCUAGGAAUAGUCCUUUGCAGCUGUCCCCAGCACUGCCCUUCCAUGGAGCCUACCUAGCCCACCAUCCUCCUGCUGGCACCUCUCACAUGCUGCCUGGGAAUGCUGGGGUUCUCCAAGGCUGCAUCUUGGGGCCUUUAUCCUCUCUCUGCACACAUUCCCGUGAUGUCAUUUGUGGCCUGGAGGUGCUAGCUCCUUCUAUGACCCUCUGAUCCAACACCAAGUAGACAUCCAACAGUUUAGUUCCCAGUGCUGGUAUCACCCCCCACAGGUUAAGCUGUUCUGUCCUACAAGACUGCCCCUCACUUCAGAUACCAGCCACAAGUCCCCAGCCAACCAUACUUCUGAACAAUAAAUUGGGGGUUCUGAUGACCCCCUCUUAGGUUUGGUAAUUUGCUAGAAUGGCUCAUGCUGCUUAGGAAAAUACUGGCUAUAAUUUGGGGGUUCUGAUGACCCCCUCUUAGGUUUGGUAAUUUGCUGGAAUGGCUCACGCUGCUUAGGAAAAUACUUCCACAGCCAAAGGGAGAAGGUGCAGAGGGCAGAGUGUGGUGACUGGCACAGGGCUUCCAUACCCCCUCCAGGUGUGCCACCCUCCCAGCACCUCGAAUAAAUCACUGGCCUUGGUGUUGAAACUCAAUCUCUACCCAGGUACUAGGACAAAACCCAAAUACUUAUACCAUAUUCCCUGUCCCCAGCCCUUAGGGUCUGCCCUAGUUCAUUCUACCACUUCCCCUCCGCAGCUGCCUUUUUAUCUGCUCCUGAACCCACUCCCCCAGAUAAGAGAUGUCUUUAGACCCCUUCCAGCAGCCACAUCCUCCAGACAGCCCUCCCUGAGUUUCCUCUAGCUGGGUGUGCUCCAGUCUACUACCAACUCCCUCACACUGGGGCCCCAAGACAGCAAAGCCUGGGGCCAGUCUUGGAGCACCGCCCUCCCUCUCAAAACACACACAGCAAGGCUGGGCCCUGCCCAUGUUUCCUGCAAAAAGUUCCCAAUGAUCCACCUUUUGGGCCCACGCCAGUGGUGGAAAUUUUCCAGCCAAAGGAGGCUGCUUGUUUUGGAAAGUUCCUGGGCGAACCACCCCCGCCCUCUGAGUUCCCACGCUCCCUUAUCACUGGGUGAUAGCAGGGAGCAGUGCUGUGCAGGCCUAGCUUCUCCCUAGAUGGCUGCCUGGGCCUUGCCCAUCUCCUCUCCCCUCACCACUUAACAUCCCCCCUCACCUGGCUCUGCAAGCCCUCCUGCUACAGAGAACGGAGUCCUCCCAGGACCCCGCCAUGUGAGCCCUGUCAGGAGGUCAGAAUGCCUGGUGGGUGCUAGAAGUGAGAGGGAGAAGCAGUUUGGGCUGGAGGAGCAUCUGACUUUAGGGUGCAAGUCCUAGCUCAGUCCUCUGACUGGUUUCCCCUGCAGUAUUUAAGCACAGGAGACCUACCAUUGUAGGCCCAGCCACCCUGCUAAGUUCCACCUCCUGUCCUGUGUCUGGAGCCUGACACUCACUUUCAGCCUUACUGUCCUCUUUUGUGAAAAGGGAAUAAGAGGCCACGCGCUUUAACGGGCUGUGGUGCGAAGUGAAUCCACGCGCUCCGUGUACCGUCCGGGGUCUAGGCCACGUGUAUGCCGGGGCGCGCUUGGUGGGGCAGGCACGCGAUAGCCCGUGGGUCCUGCGCUGAACGGCCUCGAACGCCUCGAACCCGAGUCCAAGGCCGGUGCGCCGCUCCUCCGGAUCCCCUCCCCCAAGCGCAAGCGUAGCAGGAGGCGGAGCAAGGGCGGGGCCGUGGCUCUUUUCUCUGGAGUUCCGGCCCCCGGAGCGAUAGCAGCUCGCCUGUUCGAACCGACUCCGCGCCGCUCGCCGCGAUGGAGGCUGCAACCAAGUUUGUGGUCGAGAGCCCAGAUGUGGUCUACAGCCCCGAGGCCAUCGAGGCACAAUACGAGUACCGGACGACAAGCGUGAGCCGCGAGGGGGGUGUCCUGAAGGUGCAGCCCACAUCCACGCGUUUCACCUUCCGGACCGCCCGGCAGGUGCCCCGGCUUGGGGUCAUGCUCGUCGGCUGGGGCGGCAACAACGGCUCCACGCUUACUGCUGCGGUGCUGGCCAACCGGCUGCGCCUGUCCUGGCCCACGCGCACCGGUCGCAAGGAGGCCAACUACUACGGCUCACUGACCCAAGUGGGCACCGUUAGCCUGGGCCUGGACACUAAGGGCCAGGAGGUGUUCGUGCCCUUCCACGCGCUGCUGCCCAUGGUGUCCCCCGACGACCUCGUGUUCGACGGCUGGGACAUAUCGUCACUGAACCUGGCUGAGGCGAUGCGGCGCGCGCAGGUGCUGGAUUGGGGGCUGCAGGAGCAGCUGUGGCCGCACAUGGAGGCCCUGCGCCCGCGGCCCUCGGUCUACAUCCCAGAGUUCAUCGCAGCUAACCAGAGCACGCGUGCUGACAACCUCAUUCCUGGCACGCGCGCGCAGCAGCUGGAGCAGAUCCGCAAGGACAUCUGUGACUUCCGGUCCCGCGAGGGGCUGGACAAAAUCAUUGUGCUAUGGACGGCGAACACAGAACGCUUCUGCGAAUUGGUUCCAGGCCUCAAUGACACCGCUGAGAACCUGCUGCGUACUAUCCAGCUGGGCCUGGAGGUGUCGCCCUCCACGCUCUUCGCUGUGGCCAGCAUCUUGGAGGGCUGCGCCUUCCUCAAUGGGUCGCCGCAGAACACCCUGGUGCCGGGAGUGCUCGAGCUUGCUUGGCAGCGCCGAGUCUUUGUGGGCGGAGACGAUUUCAAGUCAGGUCAGACCAAGGUCAAGUCAGUGCUUGUAGACUUCCUUAUCGGCUCUGGCCUAAAGACCAUGUCCAUUGUGAGCUACAACCACCUGGGCAACAAUGACGGGCGGAACUUGUCAGCGCCGCCACAGUUCCGCUCCAAGGAAGUGUCCAAGAGCAGCGUGGUGGACGACAUGGUGCAGAGCAACCCGGUGCUUUAUGCACCCGGCGAGGAGCCCAACCACUGUGUGGUCAUCAAGUAUGUGCCAUAUGUGGGCGACAGCAAGCGUGCGCUUGAUGAGUACACGUCGGAGCUGAUGCUGGGUGGCACUAACACACUGGUGUUGCACAACACCUGCGAGGACUCACUCCUGGCCGCGCCCAUCAUGCUGGACCUGGCGCUGCUGACGGAGCUGUGCCAGCGCAUAAGCUUCUGCACUGAUGCCGACCCAGAGCCACAGGGCUUCCAUCCCGUGCUGUCACUGCUCGGCUUCCUCUUCAAGGCGCCACUUGUGCCACCAGGCAGUCCAGUAGUCAAUGCUCUCUUCCGCCAGCGCAGCUGCAUUGAGAAUAUCCUCAGGGCCUGUUUGGGGCUUCCGCCACAGAACCACAUGUUUCUGGAGCACAAGAUGGAGCGCCCAGGGCUCAAGUGGGUCGGGCACGUGGCUGCUGCUUGCCCUGUGUCUUGCAAGAAACCAGCGCCAGCAGCCCCAAACGGCUAUACCAGUGACACCAAUGGGCACUCGCAGGCUGAGGCACCCCUGACACCCACCACCUGAGGUGGUGGCCACACUGGCUCCCUACAACUCCUGCCCCCAUUAUCCCUCAGGACCCACCCACUCUUUCAGACCCCUACCCUCAAACAAUAAAGCCAUCACCACUGUUA